AUGUCACAAGGACAAGUUCAUUCGGUCUUGUUUGACGGCACAGCAGCUUAUGAUUAUGGGACACCAGAGAAUCUAGAGUUUUAUGAUACAAAUUAUGAUACAUCUUACACCUCAACAUCGAAUACCGCUUAUUAUACUCCGCAAGCUUCUCAUCAAUAUCCCGGCUACCAUCAUGGUGGAAACACUGGUGGUUUUUGGAGUGCGUUCGGUACUGGAGGAUUUGAUGAUGAACCACCAUUACUGGAAGAACUUGGUAUCAACUUCGGUCAUAUAAAAACCAAGAGUUUGGCAGUUUUAAAUCCUCUUAAAAUUGUUGAUAAGAACAUAAUGGAUGAUACAGAUUUAGCGGGGCCUCUUUUAUUUUGUUUAGUAUUUGGAGUCUCUUUAUUACUGACCGGAAAAGUUCAUUUUGGAUACAUUUAUGGAGUUGCAUUACUCGGUUGGGUAUCAAUUUAUAUGAUAUUAAAUCUUAUGAGUGAAUCGGGCAUUGACGGUUAUAGAACUGCAAGUGUAUUAGGCUAUUGUUUACUGCCACUUGUUUUAUUAAGUUGUCUUGGUGUGGCUUUUCCGCUAAGCGGACCACCUGGGCUUGUUGCUUCAGCACUUGCAAUUAUUUGGUGUACAUAUUCCUCAUCUACUAUGUUCGUGACAGUUUUGCAAAUGUCUGAACAACGUAUUUUGGUCGCUUAUCCCGUCGGUUUACUAUAUGUUUGUUUCGCUCUUAUGACAAUCUUUUAA
Funneliformis geosporum is the source of this 738-nucleotide messenger RNA. The record is from the annotation of a GenBank genome assembly. NCBI's taxonomy places the organism in Eukaryota, Fungi, Glomeromycota, Glomeromycetes, Glomerales, Glomeraceae.